GCCUGCUACUGUGUCGGUCCCUCUCCUCCCCCGUUUGCGUUUCUGUACGUAUCUCCAGAUAGCGACUCAUCGGAGCCACCCACCUCUUUCCUUCCCAAUGUCGAUGCCUACUGCGUCUCCUCCUCCCCGCCUCCUAUUCCUCACUAUUUUCUUCUUCUCCCUCCUCUUCCGUAUCUAUUCAGCUGCCGCGGACGACGACGACCACAGCUUGGACUCGGCGGCUGCAUCAGUGGUACUUCCCGGUCCCAACCUCAAGUUCGAGAACCCGACCCUCCGCCGAGCCUACAUUGCCCUCCGAUCAUGGAAAUCCGCCAUAUUUUCCGAUCCCUUUAACUUCACGGCGAACUGGAAAGGCCCAGAUGUCUGCUCUUACGGCGGCGUCUUCUGCGCCCCUUCUCCCUCCAACCCCUCCCUCAGGGUUGUCGCCGGCAUCGACCUCAACCACGCCGACAUCGCUGCCUACCUCCCCCCGGAGCUGGGCCUCCUCACCCACCUCGCUCUCUUCCACCUCAACUCCAAUCGCUUCUGCGGCACCCUCCCCGCCAGCUUCCGCCGGCUGAAGCUCCUCCACGAGUUGGACCUUAGCAACAACCGCUUCGCCGGGAGUUUCCCGGAGGUGGUGCUGUCGCUGCCGUCCCUCAAGUACCUAGAUCUCCGAUUCAACGAGUUCGAGGGACCCGUCCCCUCCCGCCUCUUCGACAACAAGAAUCUGGACGCCAUUUUUCUAAACGACAACAGAUUCCGCCUGGGCAUUCCAGAGAAUCUGGGCAACUCCCCCGUGUCGGUGCUGGUCUUGGCCAACAACAACAUGGGAGGCUGCAUACCCACCACCAUUGGCAAAAUGGGCGGGACACUCAACGAGAUCAUCCUCCUUAACGACAACCUCACCGGCUGCCUCCCCCCUCAGAUCGGCCUUCUCAAGAAGCUCACUGUUUUCGACGUCAGCUUCAAUAGCCUGCAUGGCUCCCUUCCCCAUGCCAUCGGCAAAAUGAAGAGCCUAGAGCAGUUGAACAUCGCCCACAACAGAUUCACCGGGGUUGUCCCCGCCACCGUCUGCCGCCUCCCCAGUUUGCAAAACUUCACCUACACUCAUAACUAUUUCACCGGAGAAGCUCCUGUCUGUGCCUCCAUUUCUGCCGCCGCUGACGGUCGCAACAACUGUAUUCCUGGGAAAACGGGCCAGCGGUCGGCGGGAGAGUGCUCUUCAGAAGCUGCGCGACCCGUGGAUUGCAGCAAGUCCAAAUGUCUCAACCAACGCACCAGCAAGAGUAGCAGUACUUCGCAGCCAGCGCAAUAUCAUCCAAAAGGCUCAAAAUCAGGGUCAUUGCCCAAGACAAAGAAAAGUCCACCACCUCCUGUCCCAAUUUUAAAUCCACUGCCACCGCCUCCGCCUAAUUCAGAUUCUUCCUCCUCCGGCAGAUAUCGUUCUCCACCACCCCCGCCGCCGCCGCAAUCAGCUGCUGCGUCUCAUCCUUCCCCUGUACCAGUAAUCACACCACCUCCUCCUCAUCCGCGCAUUAAUAUAAGGGCCCCGCCAACACCGCCUACUGAAAGAGUAUCCCCAAAGCAGCAGCAUCUUCCGCCACCGCCGCCGCCGCCAACAGUUGAAUAUCUGCAUCCUAGCCCUCCGUCAGCACCUACUGAACAUCAUCAUCAACGUCAACCGCAGCCACCAAACCAUUACAAUUCCUCACCACCGCCACCAGCAGCGGGAAGCCAUUACAGUGUCUUCUCACCACUGCCGCCGCCCCCACCUCCCGCCGAAAAGGGGUCACCAAUAAGCACACAUCUUGCACCACCACCCCCACUGGUAGUUCAAUACUCGCCACCAAAGGCUGCGCUCUUUCCUCCUCCACCCUUUGACCAAUAUCCAUCACCACCUACCAAUCAGCAACAGAUGCCCCCUCCCCCUCAACCGCCACUAAAAAUCCCAACACCCCCAAGUUCUCACAGCUAUACUACUCCACCAUCACCACCCCCACCGCCAUCUCUGGAAGAUUUGGCACCUCCCCCUCCCCCUCCUCCUCCGCCUCCACCACCAGUCGUGUCACACCCACCGCCACCCACCAUAGUGACAUCAAUACCUCCUCCUCCUCCUCCACAGGAGCCAUCACGUCUCCCAUCUCCUUUGCCACCAUCCGGGUGUGCCACAACCGGAUCUCCACCACCACCAUUAGCACCACCAGCACCAGCACCAGCACCAUCACCAACACAGCAGCACCAUUCACAAUUUUCACCGCCUCCUCCGCCCUUUGACCAAUAUCCAUCACCGCUUACCAAUCAGCAACAGACUCCCCCUCCCCGUCCCCCUCAACCGCCACUAAAAAUCCCAACACCCCCAAGUUCUCAUAGCUACACUACCCCACCACCAUCACCACCCCCACCGCCAUCUCUGGAAUAUUUGGCACCUCCCCCUCCUCCUCCACCACCAGUUGUGUCACACCCACCGCCACCCACAAUAGUGACAUCAAUACCUCCUCCUCCACAGGAGCCAUCACAUCUCCCAUCUCCUUUGCCACCAUCCAGGUGUGCCAGUCCCGGAUCCCCACCACCACCUUUAGCACCAGCACCACCACCAACACAGCAGCACCAAUCACAAUUAUCACCGCCUCCUACACAGCAUCGGCAUUUCCCUGCGCCAGCACCAAAUAGCCAACUAGCCCCGCCGCCACCCCAUCUAGUUUUUGAUAACUUACCCCUUCCUCCUGUUAUAGGAGUAUCAUACGCAUCUCCCCCUCCCCCAGUAAUUCCCUACUAGUGAUCAAUCAUCCAUAUACAUGAUCGGUCAUUUUAUAUUGCGUGCUGACUCCCUCUCCCAUCCAUUGGUUCCAAUUGUACGUUAAUUUGGAUAGAGAUUGAAUUUAAUUGCGUACAUAAGUACGGUGUUAAAUCCUUAAUUUGGCUGUGCUGCAGUAGUAAUUAAUGCAAUUCGAUCUUUUAA
Messenger RNA from Malania oleifera, 2941 nucleotides. Its product is annotated as leucine-rich repeat extensin-like protein 2. The transcript has a single exon. The record is from RefSeq and is a predicted model, not a curated record. Gene Ontology annotation, molecular function: protein binding. Lineage: Eukaryota; Viridiplantae; Streptophyta; Magnoliopsida; Santalales; Ximeniaceae. The coding region runs from base 98 to 2758 and encodes 886 amino acids.